CAGUGACAGUCAAAGAUGUCCACGAGAGAGAUCCUACUGGAUUACACGAUACAUGAAAUAUGGCAUUUGCAGCUGAUUUCAGAGAAGAAAACAAGACUGGAAUUACCUUAAGUGACAUUAGUCUUCAGGAGCCAUACAUAAAAAAGAAUACAAGAUUUUCUGCAUCAUUCCCAUUGAUCAAGCCAAACUUGAGUGAUCAGCCAAAGCAGAAAGUUGUUCACAUUUUUAAACAUCUUGAAUUGCUCUGUUACCAGACAGCAGCCAUGGUUAAAAUACCAGCCAUGGUUAAAAUACCAGCCAUCAGAAGUACUGAACAAAAAAAAGACUUCUCUCUUGAUGAGUCAAAGUACAUCAUCAGAGAACUGGCCACUGAACUGAACAGAGUCAUACAGUCCAAGGUGCUCUUGAUGACUGAAAAGAUUAAAAGUAAAGGGACCAAGGAAGAACAAGAGGAACAGAAAUAUUAUAUUUUCCAGUGGGCUGAAGAUGUUGAGAUCAAACAAUUGGACAAUGAAAAGCAGCACCAUCACUUUUCAGAACAUUUGACAAACAGCGAAAUCAAAUUAAAAAAAGCUAAAAGAAUCCUUUCUGAUUUGUCAUGGAGAUUAAAAGGAAAACAACAGAAUUCAAUAUGUCCAAAGGGAGAAUGUGGAGAAAUCCUGAAGGAUCUUCACAGACAGUGGAAGCAGGGAGAGUCCAGCGUCCUUCCAGUUAUGGACUGGAUGAUUUGGACUGUACUGCAGUCAGAAUGCUCUCAGGAUUCAGUUGCUAGACAGUGGAUUAGGAGUAAACUGAGGUCCAGAAAUACAGUUGGAUUACGCAUUCCUAAACCAGUUUGGAAUUGGAUCAAAACAUCAGCAGCUGUUGUAAUUCUAGAUCCAAACACAGCCUACCCAGAUCUCCUGGUCUCUGACGAUGGAAAAAAAUUAAAUUCUAAAAAAUAUACAGGUCAUGAUAACUGGGAAGGUUUUCAAAGGACGAGAUGUAGGUUUGAUGGCUUGAUGUGUGUUCAAGCUAAAGAGGGUUACAGCACAGGUCGUCAUUAUUGGGAGGUGGAUGUCAAGCAGAAGUAUGAGUGGCGAGUGGGAGUCGUGAAGGAAUCUGCUCCACGUAAUGGAUAUGCCAACAUGAACACAAAAGCAGGAUACUGGAAUCUGCGUCUGCAGCUGGGAACUGUGAUGGCUUUGACUGAACCAGUUACUAAACUCAAGCUGCAGUCUCCAUCUAAGAUUGGAGUUUAUCUGGACAUAGAAGAAGGCCAUAUCUCCUUUUAUGAUGCAGAAAAACAAAGACAUAUCUACACAUUUAACACAGAAUUUAAUGAGACUGAAAACAUUUACCCAAUGUUUGGCACUGUCGAGACAGACAGGGCAUUGGUCAUUUUAUCAUAAAAUGUGUUCUCAUAGAGCUUCUGUUGCACUACUGUAGAUACAUUCACCAGUAUUUUGCUGGUUAGUCACCAUCUCUAUUUGAAAAAAAUGCUAUUGCAUUUUUUCCCAGCAAUUUAUUUGUCCAUGUUUGGUUGAGCAUUGAUGGGCAUUAUAUUCUUCCAGUGUGUAGAUUAAUCCAAUCAAAUGUUUCAAUAUGUAGCCUAUGAAGCUUUCAAUCAAAGCACUGGUGUUCCACAUCUUGACAGUGUGUCAGCGUAAUGAUCAAUCAAGUGGUAAUUUAAUACUAUAACACAUCUUUCAGUUAGAUUUUUGUUUGAGUUUUUUUAUAAAUCGGGUAAUAAUGGUAAGAGUUCUUGUCAGGACAAAAACACUUACUUUUGUUCCAUUGUUAUAUGUAUAUAAUAUGCACCUUUUUCACUUCCACAUGAGUUUGCAGCAUUUUUGUUGAGAAGUUUUAUUAAAAAAUGAUUGCAAACUGGCAAUAAUUAAAAACAAUUAAUAAAAAUAA
Messenger RNA from Danio aesculapii, 1899 nucleotides. RefSeq names its product SPRY_PRY_C-I_1 domain-containing protein. The transcript has 11 exons. Gene Ontology annotation, molecular function: protein binding. Lineage: Eukaryota; Metazoa; Chordata; Actinopteri; Cypriniformes; Danionidae. The record is from RefSeq and is a predicted model, not a curated record. The coding region runs from base 60 to 1391 and encodes 443 amino acids.